UAACCCAGCUCUCUCUCGAAUAUGAUAAAGGCGUCUGCUCUCCCGAGCAGGCAAGCAGGGCUUUGCCAGAAGAGAGAGGAGCUCUGACCCUGCUGGGAGCGUUAGCUGUGGGCUCUGUGGAUGCUGUGCUGUGACGGAGGGCCGAGGGCUGACCAAGUCGUGGGGAGGAUUUGGAUGUAGGCAGAGAGGAGAUGGCUGUGCAGCGUGCUCCCGAAUCUGCUCUGAGCUUGCUGAUGAUGACAGAGGGUCGCAGAUGCCAAGUGCACCUCCUUGAUGACAGGAAGCUGGAGCUCCUUGUUCAGCCAAAACUUUUGGCCAAGGAGCUGCUUGACUUGGUGGCAUCUCAUUUCAACCUGAAGGAGAAGGAGUACUUUGGAAUUGCAUUCACAGAUGAAACGGGACACUUGAACUGGCUUCAGCUGGACCGCCGGGUACUGGAACAUGACUUCCCCAAAAAGUCAGGACCGGUUGUUUUGUACUUUUGUGUCAGGUUCUACAUUGAAAGCAUCUCCUAUCUGAAGGACAAUGCCACCAUCGAGCUGUUUUUCUUGAACGCCAAGUCCUGCAUCUACAAGGAACUCAUUGAGGUUGACAGUGAAGUGGUGUUUGAACUGGCUGCAUACAUCUUGCAGGAGGCAAAGGGAGAUUUUUCAAGCAAUGAAGUUGUAAGGAAUGAAUUAAAGAAGCUGCCAGCCCUUCCAACACCAGCGCUGAAGGAGCAUCCUUCCCUCGCUUACUGUGAGGAUCGAGUCAUUGAACAUUACAAGAAAUUAAACGGCCAGACAAGAGGUCAAGCGAUUGUGAAUUACAUGAGCAUUGUAGAAUCCCUCCCAACAUAUGGAGUGCAUUAUUACGCAGUAAAGGACAAGCAGGGAAUUCCAUGGUGGUUAGGACUUAGCUACAAGGGGAUUUUUCAAUAUGACUACCAUGACAAAGUGAAACCAAGAAAGAUCUUCCAAUGGAGGCAGCUGGAGAACCUCUAUUUCCGCGAGAAGAAGUUCUCGGUGGAGGUGCACGAUCCGCGCAGGGCAUCUGUGACCAGGAGGACUUUUGGGCAUAGUGGCAUUGCUGUGCAUACGUGGUACGCCUGUCCAGCACUGAUAAAGUCUAUCUGGGCUAUGGCCAUUAGUCAACAUCAGUUCUACCUGGACAGGAAGCAAAGCAAGUCCAAGAUUCAUGCUGCAAGAAGCCUGAGUGAGAUUGCCAUUGACCUGACUGAAACUGGAACCCUCAAGACCUCAAAGCUGGCCAACAUGGGGAGUAAAGGCAAAAUUAUCAGUGGAAGCAGUGGGAGUCUUCUGUCAUCAGGUUCCCAGGAGUCAGACAGUUCUCAGUCUGCCAAGAAGGACAUGCUGGCUGCACUGAAGUCCAGGCAAGAAGCUUUGGAAGAGACACUGCGCCAGCGCUUGGAAGAGCUGAAGAAGCUGUGCCUGCGGGAGGCGGAGCUCACAGGAAAGCUGCCACGAGAAUACCCCCUGGAUCCUGGGGAGGAGCCACCUAUUGUAAGGAGAAGAAUAGGAACUGCCUUUAAACUGGAUGAGCAGAAAAUCCUGCCUAAGGGAGAGGAGGCAGAGCUGGAGCGCCUGGAGAGGGAAUUUGCCAUUCAGUCCCAGAUCACGGAGGCUGCGCGGCGCCUGGCGAGCGACCCCAACGUCAGCAAGAAGCUGAAGAAGCAGAGGAAGACAUCCUACCUGAAUGCCCUGAAGAAACUGCAGGAGAUCGAGAACGCCAUCAACGAGUAUCGCAUCAAAUCUGGGAAGAAGCCAACCCAGAGAGCCUCCCUGAUCAUAGAUGAAGGAAACAUUGCCAGUGAAGACAGCUCCCUUUCAGAUGCCCUUGUUCUCGAGGAUGAUGACUCUCAGGUGACCAGCACACUCUCGCCCCUGCAGUCCCCACACAAAGGCCUCCCGCCCCGGCCGCCGCUGCACAGCCGGCCGCCGCCGCCGCAGUCGCUGGAGGGGCUGCGCCAGAUGCAUUUCCACCGCAGCGACUACGACAAGUCCCCCAUCAAACCCAAGAUGUGGAGCGAGUCAUCCCUGGAUGAGCCCUACGAGAAGGUCAAGAAGCGCUCCUCGCACAGCCAUUCCAGCAGUCACAAGCGGUUCCCCAGCAGCGGGAGCUGUGCCGAGGCGGGAGGGAGCAGCUCGCUGCAGAACAGCCCCAUCCGGAGCCUUCCCCACUGGAACUCCCAGUGCAGCAUGCCGUCCACGCCGGACCUGCGCGUGCGCAGCCCGCACUACGUCCACUCCACGCGGUCAGUAGAUAUCAGCCCAACCAGACUGCACAGCUUAGCUCAGCACUUUAGACACCGGAGCUCCAGUUUGGAGUCACAAGGAAAGCUCCUCGGCUCAGAAAAUGAGACAGGGAGCCCUGAUUUCUACACCCCAAGGACUCGUAGCAGUAACGGCUCUGACCCCAUGGACGACUGCUCUUCCUGCACCAGCCAUUCCAGCUCAGAGCACUACUACCCUGCUCAGAUGAACCCCAACUACUCCACCCUGGCAGAGGAUUCCCCGUCGAAAGCCAGAGAACGGCAGAGGCAGAGGCACAAAUCAGCAGGCAACCUGGUCUCUUCCAAUUCAGGGAGCAUGCCCAACCUGGCUGCGAGGAACGGGACGGGACACCACCGUGUCUACCUGCACAGCCAGAGCCAGCCCUCCUCCCAGUACAGGAUCAAAGAAUAUCCCCUGUACAUCGAGGGCAGCUCCACGCCCGUGGUGGUGAGGAGCCUGGAGAACGACCAGGAGGGACACUACAGCGUGAAAGCACAAUUCAAAACCUCCAACUCCUACACGGCGGGGGGAAUGUUCAAGGAGAACUGGCACGGGGAUGAAGUGGACUCGGUCAGGCUGACCCCGUCCCGCUCCCAGAUCAUAAGGACUCCAUCUCUGGGCAGGGAGGGCCACGAGAAGGGCUCGGGGAGGACGGCGGUGUCGGACGAGCUGCGGCUCUGGUACCAGCGCUCCACGGCCUCGCACAAGGAGCACAGCCGCCUCUCGCACACCAGCUCCACCUCCUCGGACAGCAGCUCCCAGUACAGCACAUCUUCUCAAAGCACCUUUGUGGCACACAGCCGGGUCACGAGAAUGCCUCAGAUGUGUAAAGCAACAUCAGCUGCCUUACCUCACAGCCAGAGGAGUUCCACGCCGUCGAGCGAGCUCGCAGCCACGCCGCCGGGCAGUCCCCACCACAUUCUCACCUGGCAGACUGGGAACUACAAUGAUAGCUGUUUCCUGGAUUCUCCCCUCUAUCCAGAAUUAGCAGAUGUCCAGUGGUAUGGGCAGGAAAAAGCCAAGCCUGGAACUCUAGUGUGAACCCCUGACCUCAAGUUAAUCACAUCAAUGCCAUUCUGAGAUCACCUCACUGCCUCUCAUUUGCCUUACCCAGAUGCACUGUCACCCAGCACCAGCUUCAACUCUAAGCACUUUUUCCACGAUGCAAUUCAAGACCACGCUAACGGAACUCUGGCCCCGAGACCCCCAGCAGGGCAGCGCAGCACAUCCCAUCGCCGGGAUCGCCCGUCCCUCCCACGGGCAGGGGGGAGAGGAGCAGCCAGCUCAAGAGUCAGUUCCAAAAUUGCUUAUCCUGUGAAACAAUGGAAGCCUUUCAAGGCUCGUAUCAAAGAUUAGCAUUCCGCAGCACGUAACAGCAGUAAGAGUUCCAUGACCUGCGGGCUGAAGCCAACAGCAUUAGUUUUAAGGUGGUGGGAAUAGGGCAGAGGCUGAGAAAUGAAGACCAUAUUCCUGAAAGUGCAUCUGUGCUGAAACAGUAAAUCCCAUCACUUCAGAGAUGUAUCAGUCUCACAACCAGGUCAGCACUGCCAAAGAUCUCCACACCACUGUUGGCAGGAUGAGUUGCUCAGCAAGCUCUAGCUACAAGAACAUCUCCCUUCUUUAACUUGAUGGCAGACAUGACCACCCUCUGCAAAAUGGCAUUUCCUUUUUCAUUUGGAGCCCACCUGCACACAAGAAAACAAAC
Molecule: messenger RNA, 3978 nt
Organism: Ficedula albicollis (Collared flycatcher)
Lineage: Eukaryota; Metazoa; Chordata; Aves; Passeriformes; Muscicapidae
Gene: FRMD4A
Product: FERM domain containing 4A
Exons: 25
Coding region: 192-3314 (1040 amino acids)
Biological process (GO): establishment of epithelial cell polarity
Cellular component (GO): cytoskeleton; adherens junction; bicellular tight junction
Source: RefSeq, a predicted model, not a curated record